AUGGGGCCGCAGCAAGGGCGGCGGACGCGGGGACCGCGUUGGCCUCCGAUGCUGCUCCUGUCGGUGGCGGCGGCAACGGUGGUGGUGUGUGCAGUGGUGGUUCCGGCCGACGGCCAGUACUACACGACGCGCGAUCCGCGCUGGUAUUCGCGUGAAGGUGAUUUCAACUACAAAGUGCCCAACCCCGGAGAUCCGGAGUAUCGAACCUACACGUUCAACAAUCGUCGAUAUGGCUACUAUCAACCGAACGGAUACGGCCAGCAGUACCCGGGACAGAAUCUACCGGGCCAGUAUCCAACCAACACCGGUCUCGGUGACGAUCGCUUCAAGUACGAUCCGACCAACCCCAACCUGGUGCAGACACCGUUUCCGGGAGUACUUGGAGGCUGGCGCGAGGACCUGCAGGGUAAACUACGGCGCGACUCGAUGCAGCUCGAGCGGGACGUGUUCGUCACGACCAACUACGGCCAGGUGCAGGGCUUCAUGGUGUACCUGUACGACAAUCCGGACCCGAAAAGCCUGUACCGGCCCUGGCACAGCAACGUCGACCGGAUCAUGGGCAAGUGCUCGACGUUCCUCGGCAUUCCGUAUGCGCUGCCACCGACGCACGAGGGUCGCUUCAAGCCGCCCCGGCAGCACCGAGGCUGGCAGCUGGUGCAAGCGGUCGACUACGGACCGGCCUGCCCCCAGCCGGUACAGUAUACGGGCGCGACGAAGGGCAUCCGCGACAUGGACGAGGACUGCCUGUACAUGAACAUCUUCUCACCGAAUACACAAGCUGGAGUGGCACAACGGUACCCGGUAAUGAUCUACAUCCACGGUGGUGAGUUCGUCCGUGGUGCCUCCAACACCUUCCCGGGGCACAUGCUGGCGGCAUUCUACGAUGUGGUCGUGGUGACCUUCAACUAUCGGCUCGGUGCACUCGGAUUCCUCUCGACGGGCGACGAAAACUCCCCCGGCAACUAUGGCAUCCUCGAUCAGAUUAUGGCCGUCCGGUGGGUGUACGAGAACAUCGAGUCGUUCAACGGGGACCGGAACUCGAUCACACUGUUCGGACCGGGCGCUGGCGGAGCCUCAGCCGGGUUGCUCAUGGUGGCACCGCAAACCCGGGACAUCGUGACGCGCGUCAUCGGCCAGUCCGGGUCGGCCCUUGCCGAUUGGGCGCUGAUCGUGGACAAGUGGCGGGCGCAGAACACGAGCCGCGUAUUCGCCCAGAACGUCGGCUGCUCGAUCGAGACGUCGUGGAAGAUGGUGAACUGUAUGCGCAACGGUCGCAGUUCGUACGAGCUGGGGAACGCCGAGUUUGCGCCCCAGGUCGGACUCUUUCCGUGGGGUCCGGUGCUGGAGAACAACUUCACCUUCCCGGGCGACAACUGGUACGAGGGUUGGAACGAGCGCGACUGGCACUUCCUGGAGGAAACGCCCGAGAGUCUCAUCCGACGGCGGAAGUUCAACCGAGGGCUGCACUACAUGAGUGGCGUUACGCUGCAGGAGGCCGCUCCGUUUAUCACGACCAAUCGAUCUCUUGCACCGUACUUCGAGAUUGACGAGCGGUUCUUUGACCAGAAGGUGCGCGAGUUGACACUGCGCUUUAACUACACGCUCAACCUGAACGGGACGUACGAGGCGAUCAAGUACAUGUACACUUACUGGCCCGAUCCGAAGAAUACCACCUUUAUCAGGGAGCAAUAUAUUCAUCUACUAUCGGACUUCCUAUACCGCGCCCCUACAGACAAGCUCGUCAAACUUCUCCUCGAGCAGAACGUGCCGGUCUACAGCUACGUCAUGAACACCACCAUCGAAGCACUAAAGCUGGCCGAAUGGUGCAAGGUGCCACACGAUAUCGAACACUACCUCCUAACCGGGGCACCCUUCAUGGACGUGGAAUUCUUCCCGCGCCGCGAACGCUUCGAUCGUGCCAUGUGGACGGACAACGAUCGCAACAUGAGCCACUUCUUCAUGAAAACCUACUCAGACUUUGCGCGCCACGGUAACCCGACGCCGACACAAGUUCUUGGGCUGUACUUCGAAAAGGCUCGCAACGGCGAGCUGAAGUAUCUCAAUCUGAACACGACUUACAACUCGUCGAUCUUGAUGAACUUCCGUCAGACGGAGAGCGCCUUCUGGAUGGAGUAUCUUCCGACGGUGGUUGGAGUGUUGAUACCGACCUAUCCGCCAACGACCGAAUUUUGGUGGGAGCCGAAGGAACCGCUCCAGAUUGCGUUCUGGAGUCUAGCGGCUGCCUGCCUCAUACUAAUGGUGCUCGUCGUGAUAUGCUGCAUAAUGUGGCGAAACGCAAAGAGAGAGUCCGAUCGGCUGUACGAUGAGGCAGUGUUCGGCAUGGACAACCCGGAGUCCGAGCGCGACACCGUCAUGGAGAACUCGAUCCUGCAGGCCCAGCCACUGCGCGGCCCGGGUGGCAACAACAUCUACGAGUACCGCGACUCGCCGUCCAAGUACAGCAAGAUGCCCCCGGACGGCGGGUCGAUCCGAUCGCCGAGCAGCCUCGGGAUGACGCAGGUGACGGGUAAGAGCGGCUUCACCGGCAGCCAGAGUUCGCUGCGCAGUGCCAUCUCGAUGAAGGAAGCGGCGUCCGUGUCGCCGGUCCCGGCGAAGGAAUCCAACUUCGACCGGAACAUCAAGUACGCGGGAACCCAGGAGCAGGCGGCACCCGACCAACCCCAGCCCCAGCAGCCGCAGAAGAACGGCAAAUUCCCGCGGUCGGACUCGCGAAAUCUGCUGACGUCGUCGACGGCCGGUUCGCAGCGCGAACUCGGCGGUGCCACGUCGCCGAUGAGUGAGGUGUCUUCGGUUGCGCCUGGUAGUGUGGCCCUCGGGCGGUCCCAGCAGGUGACGCCGGUACCGUCGAGUCGGGGUGGCACGAAAAGCAACAACGCCAGCCGGACCAACCUGAUCGAGGGCAUUCCCCAGACGGCGGUCUAG
This is a messenger RNA of Anopheles coustani, 2943 nucleotides long. RefSeq names its product cholinesterase (gene Gli). The coding region runs from base 1 to 2943 and encodes 980 amino acids. The record is from RefSeq and is a predicted model, not a curated record. NCBI's taxonomy places the organism in Eukaryota, Metazoa, Arthropoda, Insecta, Diptera, Culicidae. Gene Ontology annotation, cellular component: cell surface; tricellular tight junction; septate junction. The transcript has 7 exons.